Funneliformis geosporum is the source of this 294-nucleotide messenger RNA. The record is from the annotation of a GenBank genome assembly. NCBI's taxonomy places the organism in Eukaryota, Fungi, Glomeromycota, Glomeromycetes, Glomerales, Glomeraceae.
UCUUGUAUUGGUAUAAUGGCUGAACUACGUGAUCAAGUAUCCCAGUACAUAGGCUUCGAACCAAAUGAAAUUCACCUCCCGAUCACAGAAGAGGAUAGGUGGCUAUUUAGUAAGAUAAUAGCAGAUCAGGAAGGAAUGGCAGAUAUUGUAACGGGUAACAGAAUCCAUAUUGGAUGGUUAUUUCCAUUUACGAUGGCCCAAGCUAAAAAAGUCUUGAUAAAUCCGCCCGAAGAUUUAUCAGAAAAGGUAUUAGCUCAUAUCCAAAAAAGAUUCGAAGAAGUCCCAUUAGCGCCA